Messenger RNA from Alternaria arborescens, 1110 nucleotides. RefSeq lists its product as hypothetical. The record is from RefSeq and is a predicted model, not a curated record. The transcript has a single exon. Lineage: Eukaryota; Fungi; Ascomycota; Dothideomycetes; Pleosporales; Pleosporaceae. Bases 1 to 1110 code for a protein of 369 amino acids.
AUGCCUAGAGCUUUCAUCGAGUGUCCUCCACUAUACCCCCAGAUCAAGCCAUGUAUCCUCAAAAACGAGCUGCCUACCAUCGCGCCAGACAGGGUCUCGACCGUCGACGACCAGUACAAGACCCUGAUCGGCGGAGGCAGACACAAGCCUGAAAAGGCUAUGGGCAUUGCUCACAUCCUCGCAGUACAUUACGAACAUCUGCCCGAUGGCUUCGCCAAGGAAGUUCUCGAAAUCGACACUGCAGACUUUGCCAAGUACAGACAGAUGCAGAAGGCAAUCAUGAACGAGCUCUAUGGUAAGAGCUCCUUCCUGUACGAGUACGUACGGGGAGAGGUCAGCGCCGAUGCCUGCCGCACGGCCAUUUCGAACUGGGACCUCUGCGCUCGGCAGUGCGACUUUGAAGUCGGUGGUGAGAGCGAAGAACAUCGCGCCAAUCGAAUUGCUGACAGUGAUCGCUAUCGACAAGCCAUCGUCAAGUUGCAAAAUGAAAUUCGAGACAUGUACGAGGCCGGCAUCGUCGACGCCAAGGAAGUUAUGACCUCCGAGACUGCAAAGUCGAUUGACAAGUUCGUCGCGGGCGAGAAAGCCAUAUUCUUCGAGCAGAAGCGAAACGAAGUUCCUCAGUCCUGCUUUACUAACCUGGGUCUAAUCUCCAACGUCCGUGAGCUCGAGAUGAUCAAACUCAUCCCACUGUUCUUUCGCAAGGACUCCGAGCGUGAUUACUUUUGGCAGAAGCGCAUCAACGGUGAUCUCAUUACCACAAUAUUCAACUUGGCCAAAGGUAUGGUCGAUCUGCGAACACUAAUGAGCCGCGAAGAUUGGGCUCGGGUCUGGACCGAGAAGCUCGCCUCGACAAUGGAUAUCAUGCACCGCAGCGUGAUCACCCUCGAGCUCGUCCGAGAUUUCCACUGCAUAUACUCCACCGACCCAAUGCUACGCGCAUCGUUCGAAGUCCAGCUCGACAGGCCCAGUAUGAAUGUAGCAAUUCGAGACCUUGUAAAGCUCGUGGACAAGCCAGCCGACAUUGGGCACUGGACGAACGUCCCGCUCACGACAGACAUGAGGAAGCACCAUAUGGACGAUAAAGAUGCUACCCCGUUGCCUCAGUAG